GUUUGGCAGCGCCUACAGGUCGGAGAUUCUGUAGAGCCGGUUGUUAUAAAACAGAAUUCUACCAGCGUCGCUGAACUCAGUGUCGCUGCUGUUCUCGCCGGGUUAGGUAAGGGUGGAUCGCGUGCGUUUUGCGACAGCAUCCAACCGGUAACUUUGUAUUGUGUGUUUGUGUGAUUACGGUGGACAACAACUACAACGUUGCAUGAUGCAGCAAACUUUGUUGAUCGUUGGUUCGUUGCUAUUGGCAACCGGUGUUUGGUCUGACGAUGCAACUACGCCUGCCGCCGCAACCGGUGAUUGUGUGCGUUCUGUAACGACGGCUAGCGGAAGUUUGAUCGACCGUGGCCGUACUUUCUGCAGUGGAGAGCUUAUAUUUGAGGACAACUUUGAUUUCUUCGACUUUGAAAAAUGGGACCAUGAGAAUACGUUGGCCGGUGGUGGUAACUGGGAGUUCCAGUGGUACACCAACAAUCGGUCCAACUCGUUCGUUGAGGAUGGAGCGCUCAACAUUCGGCCUACGUUGACUGCAGAUCAGUUUGGGCUUGAUUUCAUGACAUCCGGGACGCUGAGCCUGCAGGGCAGUUAUCCCACGGACCACUGCACAAAUGAUGCAUUUUUCGGCUGUGUCCGGGUCGGCAAUCGGCAGCACAUAGUGAACCCGGUCAAAAGUGCUCGCAUCCGUACGAUCAGCUCGUUCAACUUCAAGUACGGUCGGGCGGAGGUGCGCGCCAAGCUACCGACGGGCGAUUGGCUAUGGCCGGCCAUCUGGUUGCUGCCGAAGCGCAAUGUGUACGGCACUUGGCCGGCGUCGGGCGAGAUGGAUCUGAUGGAAUCGCGUGGUAACGAAAACCUUUUCCUCGACGGAGUACAGAUCGGAACGCGCCAGGUCGGACAAACGUUACACUUCGGACCGAACCCCUCGUACAAUGGUUACCCGACGACCACGCUCACGAAGAACGCGAUGCCGGAACAAGAGUUUAACAAAAACUUCAGCACGUUCGGGUUCGUGUGGACGCCCGACAACAUUACGGUGAGCAUCAACGGGGAGGAUCUGGCCACGAUCGAGGGCGACUUCUGGACGCGCGGUGACUUUGGCAAGCACAAUUUGGAAAAUCCGUGGCGUCAUGGGACGCGCAUGGCACCGUUCGAUCAGGAGUUCCAUUUCAUAAUCAAUCUGGCGGUGGGGGGUGUGGCCUUUUUCCCCGACGCAGCUACCAACCCGGGCGGUAAGCCGUGGACCAACAACUCACCGCAAGCGGCCACAGACUUUUGGAAUGGGCGCGCCCAGUGGCUGCCGACCUGGAACCUGGAUAAGGAUGGUGGCAAGUCGGCCUCGCUGCUCGUUGAUUAUGUGAAAGUUUGGGCGCUGUAGUCUCGUUCCUCGUAAAUAUUCUGAUUAAACAAUUUUGAAUAAAACUUGGCCGUUGUACAACACGGAAGCAACGGCGGUUCUGUUAUCCUUA
This is a messenger RNA of Anopheles stephensi (Asian malaria mosquito), 1463 nucleotides long. Its product is annotated as beta-1,3-glucan-binding protein-like. Lineage: Eukaryota; Metazoa; Arthropoda; Insecta; Diptera; Culicidae. The record is from RefSeq and is a predicted model, not a curated record. The transcript has 3 exons. Gene Ontology annotation, biological process: carbohydrate metabolic process. Gene Ontology annotation, molecular function: hydrolase activity, hydrolyzing O-glycosyl compounds. The coding region runs from base 203 to 1372 and encodes 389 amino acids.